Aspergillus welwitschiae is the source of this 2480-nucleotide messenger RNA. Its product is annotated as DEAD/DEAH box helicase. The record is from RefSeq and is a predicted model, not a curated record. Gene Ontology annotation, molecular function: ATP binding; nucleic acid binding. NCBI's taxonomy places the organism in Eukaryota, Fungi, Ascomycota, Eurotiomycetes, Eurotiales, Aspergillaceae. The coding region runs from base 138 to 2090 and encodes 650 amino acids. Gene Ontology annotation, cellular component: mitochondrion. The transcript is spliced from 2 exons.
GUCCACCUUCUCCCUCUCAUCCUCCCAUUCUUCCUCCUUUUUCUCCCAUUUAUUUUCCAUCUUCAUUGGUUUAAUAGAUAUUUUUUUUGUUUUAAUUGCGUUUCUGUUACCCUUUUACUCUCCCUAAGCUCCUCAUCAUGCUGGGCGCUUUCCGCCGUUCCGGCGCCGUCCAUGCGCUGCGAGCUUCACGAUCUCUGCUGGCCAGAUCGAUUCCUCAGCAACCUCAAUGGCUCUCUGCUUCUGCACCGGCGGUCUCAUACGUCGCUCGCGCCCUCUACCAUCCGUCCCCGGCUUUUCUUGAUGCCACAGCAGCAGCUCAGGCGCAACUCAACGUCGCCGCCGACAUCGAGCCCCGGCUACCCAAUUCCAAGUUCCACAGCCUGGCACAAGACGGCCUGGUCAACGACAGACUGAUCCGGACCGUGACAAAUUCCAUGAAGAUUGAAACCAUGACCGAUGUUCAAGCUAAGACGAUCCGUGAAACACUGAGCGGCGAUGAUGUCUUGGCCCAGGCAAAGACCGGAACUGGAAAGACUCUUGCCUUCUUGAUCCCGGUCGUCCAGCGCCUUGUUAGUGAUCCGUCAGUCAAACGCUCGCGCCCCUCAUACCGUGGACAACAAGGGAGGAGAAACACGCCCGAUAUUCGGGCGAUUGUCAUCUCUCCGACUCGUGAGUUGGCGGAACAGAUUGCCCAUGAGGCACAGCGCUUGGUGUAUGGACUGGGUUUGACCGUGCAGACGGCAGUCGGCGGUACUCAAAAAAGAUUGCAUCUAAACAAGAUCCGGAACGAGGGCUGCAAUAUCUUGGUUGGAACUCCUGGUCGUCUGAAGGACCUUCUUUCCGAUCCGUACAGCGGUGUCACCGCGCCCCAGCUCCAAGCUCUCGUCUUCGACGAGGCUGAUCGCUUGCUGGAUGAUGGCUUCUCGCAAGAGAUCGGUCAGAUCAAGGACCUCCUGCCCAACCCGGAGGAGGUCGACCGCCAGACCCUGAUGUUCUCCGCCACCGUCCCAGGUGAAGUCAUGAACAUGGUGCGUCAGACUAUGAAGCCUGACUUCAAGUUCAUUAAGACUGUCUCGGAGGAUGAGGUGCCCACCCACUUGCGGGUGCCCCAGAAGGUCGUCUACCUGGAUGGCUUCCAGAACGGCUUGCCUGCUAUUCUGGAGCUGGCCAAGCAGGGUUACGUUAACUCCCCGAAUUUCAAGGCCAUUGUCUACCUGAACGCAACGACGAUGGUCUCGCUGGCCAACGACAUAUUCAGGCGGCUUCAGAAUGAUCCUGAGGACCGUACCAAAGGACACGCUCUUGGGCGCCUCCCUAUUCUCCAAAUCCAUUCGCGACUGACUCAGGCGCAAAGAACUCGUGUCACGAGUACUUUCCGCAACGCGCGCUCCGGCAUUCUCUUCUCUUCCGACGUAACCGCCCGUGGUCUGGAUUUCCCUGAUGUCACGCACGUCAUCCAAUACGGACUCCCCAGCGAGCGUCAGACUUACAUCCACCGCGUGGGGCGUACUGGCCGUGCGAACAAGGAAGGUGAGGGCUGGAUCUUGCUGCAUAACAACGAGAAGCGUGCCUUCAAACAGAUGUUGGGCGACCUGCCGAUCGAGGAGGAUCAGACCACGAUCCCCGUGGCGAAGGUCAACAUGCGUGAAGAGAUCGAGGAUGAUGGCUCAGAGACGAGCCGAACUCUACAACAAAUCAAAUUGGCCGCGCAGCAGGUUCCUAUCGACGAUCGCGUGGAGGCAUGGAAGUCCCAAACGGGUACCAUCAUAGGCAAACUCCAACCUCUGUCGGCGACCCUGCCUGCAAUGCAUGACCUGUCCAAGUACGGAUACGUGCUGCCCAAGCCUCCGCAUCUCCCUUCCAGAAUCCAACAAGCUUUGGAGAAGGGCGAUAGGCCUCCUCCAAGGUCCAACCGUGGUGGGCCCCGGGAUUCCUUCAGGUCCCGGGAUUCCUACAGGCCCCGUUCUAGCGGUGGCUAUAAUGACCGCUACCAACGCUCUUCAUCCCGCGACCGCGAGCCCCGCAACCCUUGGAACGAAAGAGGCUCCUCUCGCGGCCGUCGCGAGAGCCGCUCCUACAACCGCUACUGAUAAUUGGCGCUUGAGGCCAGGAUGCCAGGAUCAUUAACGUUCUUAGAUACCCUUCCUAUGAAACGCAGCCCUGCUAAAAUUGACCUUUGAAACCGGCUUGUUGUAAUAGUGCCGGAUAUCUAUUUGGGGAUGAACUUCUCCUUUCUCCUUCUUCUCAUUGUGAUCGGACUGCGUGCAAUGUUUCUUUUAAAAAAUGUGUUCGAUAUGUGAUCGGCUUGUAUACUACAUAACAGAUACCACGUGAAUAUGGCAUAGUCUCUACUCUAGAUACAAUAUACAUGUAUAAUAUGACAGAAAUCCCAACAUAUGACCCUAUCGCUAUCACUUCAUAGGACAUAGGAAACCAACUAGAAAAUGGUCUGCUUUCUAGUCCUUGUAAAGUGACCACUG